This is a messenger RNA of Setaria italica (foxtail millet), 2916 nucleotides long. RefSeq lists its product as uncharacterized. Gene Ontology annotation, biological process: protein phosphorylation. The record is from RefSeq and is a predicted model, not a curated record. The coding region runs from base 93 to 2525 and encodes 810 amino acids. Gene Ontology annotation, molecular function: protein kinase activity; ATP binding; protein binding. The transcript is spliced from 7 exons. NCBI's taxonomy places the organism in Eukaryota, Viridiplantae, Streptophyta, Magnoliopsida, Poales, Poaceae.
CGUGAGUGGGCAAGCGCACCCCUCCCCUGCCGGCAGCCCGGGUGCCGGCCGUCGCUCGGCCCCUGCCUAGCUGAUUCGUGGAGAAGACGAUCAUGGCAACCACAGCGCCACCGGCAGACGCUGAUCCCCCCGAGUGCCCGGUGUGCCUCUCCCCAUUCGACGCCGCCUCCGCCGUGCCGCGCGUCCUCCCGUGCGGCCACUCUCUCUGCGGGCCCUGCAUCGUCGCCCUCCCGCCCGCCUCCACCGCCGCCACCGCCGGCUCCUCCCUCCGCUGUCCUCUCUGCUCCCAGUGCGUCCCCUUCUCCCGCGCGCUCGGACCCUCCUCCCUCCCGAAAAACCUCGCCCUCAUCGCGCUUCUCCCCUCCUCAUCCCCCUCCCCGUCCCACACUCCCACCGCCACCGCACCGCCUCCCCUCCCUCUCCCGCUCCACGCCGCCCACUCCCGCCUCCUUUCCCGUUUCCGCCAUGCCGUCCUCCCCCAGUCCACCUCCCCGCUCCGCUCCGCGCCCACCCCCGCCCGCCUCGCGUUCGGAUCCCUCGACACCGACCUCGGGGAGCCCUGGUUCUGCGCGGGGGGCCGCCCCGUCAGCCUCCUUCCGAUCGAGACCCACCCCGGCGAAGGACGCCCUUCGGCGGAGCAGGAAGCCGUAUUCUACCGGCCCAGCCACGCGGCGCGGGUCCUCGCCGCGAUCGGCGCGCUCAGCGACGCGGCGCGGGAGGAGCUCGCCGGUCUGAUCGCCUCUUCCGCGCGGUUGGCACGGCAGGUGUGCAGGAUCUACGGGGUCUGGAUGGACUCCGACGCUCCGCCAUUGUGGAUGGUAUCUGAACGGCACACGCGUAGUGUUUCCCGGUUGUUGGAAGAGGAGACGAUCAUUGGAGAGGAGAUGGUGGCUCAGAUUGGAUUUGUUGUAAUGGAGGCCUGUGAAGUGAUAAUGAGGUUGCAUUGUGAGGGGCUGGUGCUGGGAUGCCUUGGGCUCGAUUGCUUCUGCCUCGACCGCUUUGGGCACUGCCUGCUUGAUUUCAAUCAGGUGUUGGCCUUGUGCCGGGGAGUCCGAGCUGGGACACACAAUAUUGGGGCUUUUGUUGCUCCUGAGGUAGUGGCGGUGCUAGGUGACACAUUGCGAAGGAUGGAUCAUGAUUUUGAUGGCUUGGUUGGGUGUAGUUCGGAUAUCUGGUCAUUGGGUUGUGUAUUGGUGUCAUUUCUUACUAGGGAUGAGCAGCUUGUGGCAGGAUGGAACUCUGAAGGGUCAUAUGAUGAUUGGGAGAAGGAAGUGGUCACAAGGCUUAAUGCCUCAUUGCUUGGUACGCAACUUGAACCAUUGGCUGCAAUUAUAGUGUCGUGCUUGAGCUAUGAUCCAAAAGGCCGUCCAGAGAUUGCUGAUGUCUGGAAACGUAUUAGAGGCUUGUUGAUGAAAUCCAGCGAUGUUGCUUUAGCUCCUGAUGAUGACUCUGCAGCUCAGAAGAGUUUUAGAUGUUUACUCUUUGGGGAGCUAUCCUUGAUGUUCAAAUCAGAUUGUAAGGCACAACUGUAUCAAGGAGCAGAGGAGAACAUUUCAAAUCAGGAUGAUGGAAGUAAUGGUGGUUGCAUUGACAAUAGGGUAAUUGAUGGUCCACAGUCUGCCGGAAUGUUUAAAUCAGCAACGCUGGUUGCCCACUGUGAUUGUGUAACAGGAUUAGCCAUUGGAGGUGGAUUCUUGUUUAGCUCUUCUUAUGAUAAAACUAUCAAUGUGUGGUCACUGCAGGACUUCUCUCAUGUACAGUGCUUGAAGGGUCAUGAACACAAAGUCACCGCAAUUGUUGUUGUUGACAAUGAUAAUCAUUCUCUUUGUAUAAGUGGAGACAGCGGUAGUGGAAUUUUUGUCUGGCGUGUAGAUUCCACUCUCAAUGAAGAACCUUUAAAUAAAUGGUAUGAACAUAAUGAUUGGCUCUAUCGAGGAGUUAACUGCUUGGCUGUCUCUGGAACUGGUUACCUUUACACUGGUGGCAGAGACAAAUCUGUCAAGGCCUGGUCACUGGAGGAUUAUUCACUUCGCUGCACUAUGACAGGUCAUAAAUCAACCGUAUCUUGCCUUGCAGUGGCCAGUGGUAUUCUUUACAGUGGAAGUUGGGAUGGUACCAUUAGGUCAUGGUGGCUCACUGAUCAUACACCAUUGUCUGUACUGGAAGAUGAUACAGCAGGAAGCAUGGCUCCUGUGUUGUCAAUUUCAACAGAAGCCAAUUUUGUCGCUUCAUCGUACGAGAACGGCUACUUUAAGAUUUGGAAGAAUGAUGUCCUUGUCAAAUCAGAAAAGCUUCAAAAUGGUGCUGUUUAUGCAGUUAAAUUAAGUGGCAAAUGGUUCUAUACUGGUGGAUGGGAUAAAGUCAUAAAUAUUCAGGAAUUAUUGGAAAAUGAAUCAGAGGUAGAACUCCGCGACGUCGCUUCCAUUACUUGUGACUCAAUUAUAACUUCAAUACUGUCCUGGAAUGAAAGGCUGAUAGUCGGACUAUCCAACAGGGAUAUCAAGGUUUACUACAAGGCGUCAUAAUUCCUUAUGCCACCGGUUCACCCUAUGUAUAUACUGUGAAUGGCUUAAUGUACAAUAAAUGUGAGAUAAUGGAUUGAUGGAAACAGAAAAAACCCUCCUUUUGAUGGUACAGAAGUGUGUCAGUUGGAAAGAAACAGCAGCAGUUAAGAUAGGUUGUUGUAAGGAGGAGUAGAUAUAGGUUGCACAUUUUACUUCAAAUCUUAUGGAGUAGAAUAAACAUUAAAAGUACAAUGUCUGGUUUGUGGCUACCAUAUCAUACAGACUGUAAAGUAGAAUUAGCAGUGCUGCUUUAUGAGAAGCCACCAGCUAGAAGAAUGCUGUUGAAUGUCAAUAAUAAUACUAUAUGCCUGUUAUUGUCAAAGCUAAUGUGAUUCUAAUUGUUAAAGUUCAA